AUGUCACCCUAUUACUAUCCAUGGAUAUUUGACAGACAACUGAUGAAGGAAAAUCUUGCCGAACUUGCCACAAUGCCAUUUCAAUUGAAAAUGACAUCUAAGACUCAAGAUUCAAGACUAGUUCUUGUCGAAGCUCAACAACUUUUCAAUGUGAGAGUCAAUAUUGUCGGUUAUCUUGAAGUACCGGCUGGUUGCGGAAAAGUAAACUUCAAUAGCAGUUUUGAACAUGUUGAAGAGUUUCCACUGAGCAUUUCGGCUUAUUGUCUUGUGAUAACAUGGGAAGUGAUCGAUGCAAACGCGGAGCAAACUGCUCUCCGAAAGUACACGUUGACGGAGGAGACACCGACUUUUGUCAUUCAUGGGGAUCGAGUCAUGCCUCAGGAAAGUUUGCUUUCC
Messenger RNA from Mesorhabditis belari, 396 nucleotides. The record is from the annotation of a GenBank genome assembly. NCBI's taxonomy places the organism in Eukaryota, Metazoa, Nematoda, Chromadorea, Rhabditida, Rhabditidae.